CUUCUCAGCGCGACCCAAGAAAUGCCUCGGAGCUCGCUCCUCCGUGAGCGCGAGCGAGCGCUGCCGCCCGGCGCCUCCACCCUCGUGGCCGUCUGAAGACUCGGCGCUGCUGCUGCUGCCUCGUGGCUCGUGCCACGUGUCGGGUGGAGGCGGUGAUCGUGCCGAGAGGCGCUCAGCGCUCACCUCAGAGCCACGCAGAGCGGCCGCUUCAGCACCAAGGACAGCGGCCGCCGGCCUCUGCUCAGCAUCAUUUCGAGUGUCUCGGCAUCUCUGAGUGCUGCUGGCGCUCGCCCCGGCCCCGUGCGUGCACAGCACUCACAGAGCCGGCGCGCAGCGCGCUGUAAAUACGCGCGUCCCGUGCCCGUAUACACACACACAGCCCUCACCCACUCACCCACCACGCACACCGCACACGCGACACGCUACACUCGCACAUAGAUAGCCGCUCAUUAUUAUGGACAUUGAAAUACGCCGCGGCAGGCGCUGCUUGAGCGGCCAAGUCAGGAGUGUAGAAGCAGCUGCUGCUGCUACUGCUGCUGCUGCCACUGCUGCUGCUUCCUGCGUGCAACAUCGGGUGGUGGUUACCCGCGGCGCCUGCCGCGUAACUCGUCGCGCGCCAUGGCAACCGCGCCUGCCCUCUGCCCUCUCCUCCUGCGCGCCCUCUACCCCCUGCUGCUGCUGCUGCUGCCGCCGCCGUCGGCCGCAUCUCUGGGCUGCCCCAGGACCUGCGUGUGCGACUCCCCGGGCGGGCAGCUGCCCGUACGAUGCGAGAAGCCGCCUCUCUCCCUGCCGCGCGACUCUGUCGGCAACGUGAGCGUCCUCGCCAUCACGGGCGGCUCGGCGCGGACCCUCGACUGGAACGGCACCCGGCUGCCCAAUCUGCGCGUCCUCAACCUCAGUCGCAGCGGCAUCGACACUCUCGACCGCGCCUCCUUCCCGGCGCCGCCGCUAUCGCUCGAAUCCCUGGACCUGAGCGACAACGGCCUGCGGAACAUCUCCCCGGAGGCCUUCGCGGACCUCCGCGAGCUCCGCACCCUGGAGCUGAGCCGCGCGCUCCACGGCGACUCCGCCUCGGGCGCCGCCGCCGCGCUCCUCGCCGCCGUCUCCGAGGCGCGCCUCGGCAACCUCGCCGUGCUGCGACUGAGCGGCAACGGGAUACGCGAGCUGGCGCCCGGGACUCUGUCCGCCCUGCGCGCCCUGGAGGUGCUGGACCUGCGCCGAAACGCCCUGCGGCGUCUCAGCAACGCCACGCUGGAGGAGAUGAACUCCCUGCCGCGGCUCCGCGAGGUGUGGCUGGCGGGCAACGCGUUCGUGUGCGACUGCCACUUGGCGGAGACGGUGCUGUGGCUCACCGACAGGAACCGGGGCCGGAACAAGGCGAGGGACGCGAGCAGCCUCGUGUGCACCGUCACGCCGGGCUCGUCCUCAGCAGCAGCAGCAGCAGGAGGAGGCGCAUCCGCGGGUCCGACCGCGGUCUUCAACACCACGUCGCUGCUCUCACUGCAGACGCUGCGGGGCUGCGCGGGGGAGCCCGUCGCCUCCUACGUGCUGCUCGGCAUCGUGGUGGCGCUCAUCGGAGUCAUCUUCCUGUUCGUGCUCUACCUGAACCGCAGGGGCAUCAAGAAGUGGCUGACCCACAUCCGAGACGCGUGCCGCGACCAGAUUGAGGAGUACAAUUACAGAUACGAGCUGGACGCGAACCCGCGCAUCGCCAACGUGGUUCCGCCUCUAGAACUUUGACACCGACGCCUCUCGACUCGUUUUCGCUCGAGCGUAGAAUCUCGCCGUCCGACACGUGGUGGUGUUUUGUUGUUGCUGUAACGACCAAGUGGCAAGCUGAGGCCCCACCCCACUGAGACGGGCGUCUGGCAAAAGGCCCCGCGGUGCACGUGCGAUAAGUAACAUGCACGGUACAUCAAGUAUGCGAGUGCAGGGAAGCGUCAACGCGGGUUUUAUCUAUUUAUUCAAAUGCUAAAUAAUAAUAACAGGGACGUUUAUUUUACAGAGCAGCGUUCGCGCAAAUUUGCAUCUCAAAGUAACCGAGCAAAGAGUAGAAUGCAGCACAGCCGGGAGAGAAGCCGUCGUCGUCGCGCCGUGAAGAAUUGACGACCGCCAAAUGUCCUCACAAGCGAGUCGCGCGGCGUUGAGUGCAACGCGUGGCCGUGCAUCCCAGCGUUGUCGCCGCUGAGUAACGGCUGCACUUUAUCGACCGAGCCAUUCGUCUGCGGCAACGUGCGCACGCGACGUUCAAUUUCGGAGACGGUUACCGGGAAAUGUAAAAUUGUCACGACCGGUGAGAGCGAUCGCCCCCCGUCCACCUCCCGCUAGUAGUUUUAGUUUGUCGAGCAAGGGUCUGGAGGAAGGGUCUCCGCGUGUACGCGAUCAGCUCUCUUGUGUCAGCAGGUUCGCGUCUGGUGGCUAUCGUCAUCAUCGCCGUGAUGCGGCCAUCUGUUCGAUCCACUAAAGGGGCCUAUUUAGAGUGAACGCGCGCCCGUUGAGAGGAACACGUUGAGGAGGAACGCGUUGAGCCUGGCAGACGCACCAGAGGCUGGAGCCGACCGGGGCAGCCUCGCGGUGCGACGUCUGUCCCCUUCGACUUCGCGCUGCCCCAGUGAGGGCAUAGCAGAGUCUCAAGCUACGCAGAGCGCUUCCAUAUCACGUCUCUCUCUCUCCUUCUUUGUUCCGUAUGUUAUAGGGCGAGCAGGCUGGCAGUGCAGUGGCAAUGCUCGUGUCUCGCACAGUGAGAAGGGCCUGGGUUCGAUUCCUGGCACGGGUGCCCUUUAAAUGUGGAGUCUGUACGUUUUCUCUCUCUCUGUCCUUGCAUGGGUUGUUUGUUUCCGGGUUCUUCGGUUUCCUCCCCGAGCAAAAAUAAAUGCAAUGUAAUUGGUAUUGGCCCAACGUCCCAAUGCUGAAAUAUUACCUGUAAAUGAUUCAGUCGGGACUGCACACGCAGCAAUAUCGCCCCCCCCCUACUGUGAGCGCUUGAAAGAGAGCUUCGAGACUCAUUGAGGCGUUCUUGUGUAAACAAGCAGAAUAAUGAUGGAAGUUAUAACACAACCACGGGAAUCGUGUGCAGGGUGCAGGAGGAUAGGGUGGACACCUUGGAGGUAGUGGUGGGUGGGACGCGUGUGCAGGGUGCAGGAGGAUAGGGUAGGCAACUUGGAGGUAGUGAUGGGUGAGACGCGUGU
This is a messenger RNA of Lethenteron reissneri (Far Eastern brook lamprey), 3188 nucleotides long. Its product is annotated as trophoblast glycoprotein-like. Gene Ontology annotation, molecular function: protein binding. The record is from RefSeq and is a predicted model, not a curated record. Lineage: Eukaryota; Metazoa; Chordata; Hyperoartia; Petromyzontiformes; Petromyzontidae. Gene Ontology annotation, cellular component: plasma membrane. Gene Ontology annotation, biological process: negative regulation of canonical Wnt signaling pathway.